AUGAUCCAGGUUCCUCUUUCUCCUCUAUUCUUACCUCUAAUUUUGAUUUUGAAACUUCUCAUCUUCUCCUCUAUAAAAACCCUAACCGGAAAAAUCAUACGGGUUUCAAUUGUGAUUUCCUCCUCCAUACUCGAUCCCUACUUCUACUCUCUCCGCAUCUCAGGUAGGAUCCGUUCUUUCUCCCUUUUUCUCCUUCUUUUUCUUUGUUUUCUCAGGUACGACAUCAUUCUCCCCUACUUUUCUACUUGUGCAUCCCAUUCUGAUACUUUUCUACUUAAUACAAUCAUCGGCGAUUCAAAACCAUCAAACGCUUCAGCAUCUAUCGUAUUCGGAUGUAGCACAUCCCAAAUUGGGGAUUUAACCAAACCCGAUAGAGCCAUUGACGGAAUAUUUGGAUUCGGUCAACAAGGACUCUCUGUAAUCGCGCAUCUUUCUUCACAAGGGAUCGCUCCAGAUGCUUUCUCUCAUUGUCUCGUCGGAAACGGUGGUGGUGGGAUUUUGGUUCUAGGUCAGAUAAUCGAGCCAACCAUGGUGUAUACUCUAUUGAUCCAGUCACAGCAUAUAGUCCCCUACAUAAGGAAAUAUGGAAAGCAUCCUGUUUCUGGAAUUCCUCUUAAACAAGAAGAUCUCAUCCCACUAACAUUUCACCAAACCUCUGAAGGGGAGUAUCAUUGCCCUAUAUUAAACAAGGUUUUCACAGAGUUCACACACAUUGUUGCCAUAAAGACAACCGAAAAUGUCUACUCCUACGAGGCAAUCAAAGAAUUAAACCUCAAAACCAAAAACUGGAAAGAACUUCUAACCGAUGAACCCUUCACAAGGCAAGACAUCAUCACAAUUCAGAAUCCAAACACACUCGACAACAAAGCCCUGGUGGAUUUCGACCAUGUCAAAAAAAGCCUAAAACUUGACGAUGAAGAAAUCAAGAAAAUGGAAUCAGAUCCAAGCUACAACAUAAAUGUAAGAGGUGACAUAAAGAAAAUGCAGUGA
Messenger RNA from Lactuca virosa, 990 nucleotides. The record is from the annotation of a GenBank genome assembly. Lineage: Eukaryota; Viridiplantae; Streptophyta; Magnoliopsida; Asterales; Asteraceae.